AGGUGGAAUAAAAAUGCUGUUGAUUGUUUACUCAUUUCUUUUCACUAGCUGUGUCUUGGCUGGCACGCCUGUUGAUGAUUUGAGGGACGAGUUUUAUAGUAAAUUCAAAGCAAUUGAAAAUGAACUGGCAGAAACGAAACAUGAACUGGCAGAAACGAAACAUGAAGUGUCAGUUUUGAGAAACAAACAUGAGCACGACACGGACCGAGCGGCUAGGCAAAUCGUAUACAGCCCAUCCCAGGUCGCCUUCCAUGCUUACCUGUCCGCGCAUCCCACCGGCCUAGCCCACCAUGACGUGAUCCCCUUCGACAUGACCAAGCUUAACGCGGGAAAUGCCUUCGACCCAAGCACGCAUGUAUUUACGUGUCCAUUUAACGGCAUUUACGUCUUCCAGUCGGCACUCAUGUCGGAAGCACACGACAUGGUUCAGACGGAGAUCGUCAUCGACGGCGCCGACGAAGUUUCCAUGUACGCCGCCGGCUCGACUAACAGCCACGGGUUCGAUCAAGGUUUCAACGCGCUCGUGAACACAUGCCGGAAGGGACAGCGGGUCUGGGUGCGGAAUUACCACAUAAAUGGACACGGGAUGUACUCCAUGGAGUACUCUUCCUUCUCGGGCUUUCUAUUGUACGAGGUUGAAAUGGUUUGAAACUCAUUGGUUGGUAUUGCUCGUAGUAUUGAAUGUAUU
Messenger RNA from Mya arenaria, 688 nucleotides. RefSeq names its product complement C1q-like protein 2. The transcript is spliced from 2 exons. The record is from RefSeq and is a predicted model, not a curated record. The coding region runs from base 14 to 649 and encodes 211 amino acids. NCBI's taxonomy places the organism in Eukaryota, Metazoa, Mollusca, Bivalvia, Myida, Myidae. Gene Ontology annotation, molecular function: protein binding.